UUUUUCCCACAUCACUUGAAAUGGUGGGGUGCACAACUCCGUCAUCACACUCCUGUCAGGUCCACAGUGUUGCUGCCUGCGUCAGUCUGGCUCCACGUUCAACACCUGUGGGAGGGAAGGACGUCAGGUGAAUUUCUAAGGAGCAAUAAGGUCCAACAACCACAAGAGGGAGUGCCAACUCGAUACAUCAUGUUGCUCCGUGAGAAGUUGAUCGAGAGAAAAAUGUUUUUAAAAUUCGAUGCAAAUUGAUUAGUACGACCAUCGAGGCACUUCUGUGACUUAAUGUUCCAAACACUGGUGUGUUCGAUGUCCCUCAAAACUCACUUCAAACCCGCACAUGUGCCUACAAUAAUCACCAUCGUGUUUUAUGUGGCUGGUCUUACUGCUUGUUUUUCUACAAGCUGACUUUUGAGCCCUGACCUUUACACUUGCUUGGUCAACUCAAUAUUUUGGUUUAUUUUUGCAAGCUAAUACAUAUCAGGUAAUAAGAAUGACGUGACAGUACAUGCGUAUGCGCCUAAAUUUUUAGGCGCAUACGCAUGUAUGUUUGAAUAACCUAAUAUAUGAUGUGGCUCCAUGUGGAAUUUAAUGACCCUGCCCCGUAUGGUGUAUAUAUCUGUCUCUUCAAGUCACUGAGGAUUUACAUGAGAGUCGAGUCACAGAUCAGAAAAUACAUGGAAGUGACCAAAAGCGCUGUUGAACACUGAACUCUGAACGUUGUAUCAACAUUUGGAUUUGGGUACUUUACACUUGGGAGAAUGUGUUCAACCGUUCCUUUAUGAAUAUUAUGACUUUAUAAUAGCAGAAAAAGAGGUCUUCACUCGGGCAUCUUGGUUCGUUGUUACGAACCAAAGCUUGCUUUUGUGACCAUGAUUAGAAGUGACAACGAUUUGACGUGCAUGAGCCAUGCUAUGAACGAUAAACACCAACUGUCAGCCUUUAAGAAAACGGCAGACACACGGAACAAGCGGACGGUGGACUCACUGUUAUGGGUUAUAGGAAGGAGCAGACUUUCUGCGGUCUGAACGGGUUGUUGCUGGACGACAUCCCGGUGAGCAGAGGGUCAUGCUGGGCGUUCUGGAGACAGUAUUGCUGCAGGUCGGCAGCGGCUUGCGACACCUGAGGGACACGAAGGCGCCUGAGUUCGGGACCGAGCGAAGAGAAACGCCCUUAAUUCUUGACUGUGUUGCUGGACUGCUGCAAUGGAAGUGUCGUGCGAGUCUCUCAGCUUUGCAGAGGACAGAAGACCCAACAGCUGUAAGUUUGUGGAGCUCCAUGUGCUGUAUGUGCCAGAGGACCAGUGGAACAUGAGACUAAACAAGGUCCCAUCUGAAGCCAUUGACGGCUUCGUCUCUACUGGCUUCAUCAGAGUUCACCCGGACCUCACCCUGAAAUCUCUGAGGAACGAACUGGCAUGUCUCCUUGGAGCAGAGAGAAACAUCGACAAGUUCUCCUUCCUGAAGUGUUUGGGCCGCAGUUUGGCUUUGGUGAAGAGCAGCCAGGAGCGGGACCUGAAAGUCAAAACAUUUGCUCCGCCAUAUGCUCCACAGCCAGAACUCUACCUGCUGCCCAAGGUGGAGAACGACAGCAGCUUUUGCUCUGAGUCCCUCAGUGCUGAGACCAGCAGCAGCUCCCCGGACCACCACCACCACCACUACUACCCGCCUAAAACCUGGAAUCUGCCAGCAGAGACAAAGGAGCGUCUUAAAUUCCCUCGGCUACCUCAGUAUGCCCCACACACAGCUGCGACUCCGAGCCUGGGACAAGAAGAGGAAGAGGAGAGGGAAGGCGAGCAGACCUUCAGCUCCUCUGAUUCAGAUGAUGACCAUGAAGCAGCCUCCUCUCACAAGUCUGAGUGGGACCAGAAGGAGAGCUGCUGCAGAAACCCACACAGUCACAGAGCAGACCUUCACCAGAACACAGCUCCAACCAAGAGCUCUCUGGAGGAGGAAGGAUGGAGCAGGAAGGGGGCGCAGAGACAAGCUGGAGCUACCAGACAUGUUGCAGUAUCUGAGCUACAGGAGGAGAGAAGACCAGAGCUCUCCGCUGCAGCCGGGUUGACGAAGCCUCCAGAAGCUUGUGAGUCCACCAGCCGGAGCAAAGAGACCAACUCGGCGACGCAGAGUCCAGCUGUGUUGUCUCGGCCCGUCCGCUGCACAUCUCCUCCUCCAGGACUAGAACCUGAGACCACCAAACCCGGACCACCCAUCUUCUUCAAGAGCAGGGAGGAGGUGAUAGAGGAGAUGAGACUGGUGAGGGAGGAGAGGAAGCAGCUGGAGUGGAAGAGGCAGGAGCUGCUGAGAAAGGGGAAGGACUUGUUGGCCCAGAACAGACACAGACGCAACCAAGCACGUGACAGCUGGAAGAAGAAAUACUUUGAGACUAAAAAGGCCACUGCACCUCUGGAGGAGACCCUGAGGAGUCUUCGGCAAGAGUUGGAGACCUUCUACAACAAGCUCCUCCACCAGCUCCAGGCCAGGGACCACAGAGGCAAGCCCAGGAAGCAGGGCAGAUCUUCUGCCAAGAACGAGCUCAUCAUUCAGAUCAUGACCGAGAGCCACGAGAUCGACGACCUGAAGAGAAAAGUGGACGACGCCAAAAUGAAGCUGGUGACGGAGGUGAAGCUGAGGAAGCAGGCUGCCACGGAGUUGCGGGCACUGAAGGCGGAGCUGGCCCAGAAGAAGAGCCAGUCCUCUCAUCCUGGUCUCCUUGGAGGAGCUGGAAACAAGCCCCCAGUUCAAAGCAGCUCCCGCUGAGAGCCUCUACUCAAGGCUUGACAGGAUGAAAGUCAGAAGUGAUGACAAUGGAACGAUAAAAUAAUAAAAAAUAAUUGGAGUAAG
Molecule: messenger RNA, 2840 nt
Organism: Synchiropus splendidus (mandarinfish)
Lineage: Eukaryota; Metazoa; Chordata; Actinopteri; Syngnathiformes; Callionymidae
Gene: spata1
Product: spermatogenesis associated 1
Exons: 13
Coding region: 1203-2756 (517 amino acids)
Source: RefSeq, a predicted model, not a curated record